AUGUGUCUCGACCAUCUUGUUCAUAGGCCAUCAGCUAUAUUCGCGGUCCUUCUCCGUCUGGCUGCGCGAAUCUUCCAGAACACGUUCAACGCCGGUACAAGGUGGGGUUUCGGCACACGAUUUGAGGUGGGAAACAGGGAAGCCGUCAUGGACACCACGCCUUUACUUAAGCAAGACCACUCUAGCGCCUAUCAACCCCAUCGCGACAUGAACCACCUCACCACCCCGCAUACACCACCAGCCUUAUCAAAUCUUCAUAAUCCGCCGCUUCCGCUUUCACCCAACGUCAGCUCCAGACACUUGGCCCUCGCAUCCCUGCAAUCGGGCACCUUAACCCUGGAGUCUUCCCUAGCUUGUAUGCAAAUUUCAGAAUCAGGCAAUAGUUCACACAACAUGAGAAUAUCUUGUAUCGAGAGGCAGUCGCUACAUGCCAUACUUUCGCCCGUGCGCGAGGAUUUGCAAAAGCUCAAAACAUUGACGCCCGAAAGUCUGCCACCUUACAGUCCACGCGUUCGAGCCAAGAGCCAUGCUCAGAUCCUUAAGCACAAGCUUCUGCCCAUCGGUCAAUUUAUUGUCAACUAUCUCGAUCCUGUACCGGAACAAGGUCGAGGGGCCCUGGAGCUGAAGUUAUGUCGCGUCAUCACGACGGAGUACUGGCCGUUGCCUGUUGACGACUUCACUCAUUUGAAGGUCCAGGAAAUGUAUCGAAAUGCCCUCUUCAAGAUUGGUCAGCACAGUACAGUUAUUCCACCAUCGGAGCAUUAUCCAACGAAUUCACUGCCUAGCCAUUCACUUGCCAAAUCAUCUUCUCCUACAAAUACACUGUCUUUCAGCUCGGCCAACAAUACAGAGAUGGAUACUGGCGGUGGCAGGUCUCCAGACCAAAUGCACCAGCUCGACUAG
Molecule: messenger RNA, 903 nt
Organism: Bipolaris victoriae FI3
Lineage: Eukaryota; Fungi; Ascomycota; Dothideomycetes; Pleosporales; Pleosporaceae
Exons: 1
Coding region: 1-903 (300 amino acids)
Source: RefSeq, a predicted model, not a curated record